Molecule: messenger RNA, 1221 nt
Organism: Cordyceps militaris CM01
Lineage: Eukaryota; Fungi; Ascomycota; Sordariomycetes; Hypocreales; Cordycipitaceae
Product: serine/threonine protein kinase, putative
Exons: 5
Coding region: 1-1221 (406 amino acids)
Biological process (GO): regulation of mRNA processing; protein phosphorylation; spliceosomal complex assembly
Molecular function (GO): ATP binding; protein kinase activity
Source: RefSeq, a predicted model, not a curated record
AUGGACAUGACUGAUUCGGCGCCGGGAAGGCCACCAUCGCCUCUCAGAUCACUGCCGACCGCUGAGUGUGAGGUAUUCGGCAGCGAAGUGCUUCUCGAUGAGGAAACGUUCUCGUGGUAUAACCCAGAGAACUGGUAUUCCGUUCGGAUCGGCGAAGUAUUCAGAUCCAGAUAUCAAGUCCUGUUGAAACUGGGAUUCGGCUCUGUCUCGACAGUUUGGCUUUGCCGUGAUUUACAGUCUGAAGGACACCGAUACGUCACCUUAAAGGUUUACGAGACGGGACAUCGCCAAGCGAUGAAUGAGACGAGUGUUCUAAAGUACCUAGAGUCGAUUGAGACGUCUCACGAGGGCGCGAAGCUCGUACGCUUGAUGCUGGAUUCGUUCGAGGUACAAGGUAGGAAAGGGCCGCACGUCGUUAUCGUUCACGAGCCUCUCAGCUUAUCUCUUGGGGGUAUUCGCGGAAUCGCUGGAGGGAAGCUGCCAGACAAUGUCUUAAAGCCCAUGAUCCUUGGCAUACUUCUCGGACUCGACUUCCUUCACUCGGUUGGUCAUGUCGUCCACACAGAUAUCCAAGAAGGUAAUAUAAUGCUAGCAAUUACGGAUCAAACAUUUUUCGAUGAAGUAGUCGCCUCAGAAUGGGCAUCGCCAUCGGCCCGCAAGAUUGAUGGCGACAGAGUAAUUUAUGCCUCUACCGGUCUCGAAAUACCUGACGAUCCCGGCUUUCCAAUCAUUUCGGACUUUGGAGAUGCUCAAUUUGGCGAAAUGCCUUUUAUAGGCGAAGUUAUGCCCGAUUUGUACAGAGCUCCUGAGAUUAUUCUGAAAGUGCCCUGGGACGAGAAGAUUGAUAUCUGGGCGCUUGGCUUGAUGGUUCUUCAAAAGAUCUGGGACCUGUAUGAAGGGAAACACCUUUUCCACAAGAGACUUCCCAGUAGAGAAGAAUCCAGCAUUGCCCACAUGGCGAGGAUGGUGUCGUUGUUGGGAGCGCCGUCACCCGACCUACUUGAACGGAGUGCUGUCGCAGCGGAAAUUUUCGACGAUAGCGGCAUGUUGAGGGGUAACGAUGGGACACCCAACAGUACCCUUGAAGAUGAGGAAGAGAAUCUACAGGGAGACGAAAAGGCGGAAUUUCUGAGCUUCCUAAGAAAGAUGUUACAAUGGAGGCCAGAAGACCGAGCGUCGGCCGCCGACUUGAUGAAAGAUCCGUGGCUGCGACGGAUGUGA